Molecule: messenger RNA, 2036 nt
Organism: Salvia splendens (bonfire salvia)
Lineage: Eukaryota; Viridiplantae; Streptophyta; Magnoliopsida; Lamiales; Lamiaceae
Product: UDP-glycosyltransferase 83A1
Exons: 2
Coding region: 500-1891 (463 amino acids)
Molecular function (GO): quercetin 7-O-glucosyltransferase activity; quercetin 3-O-glucosyltransferase activity
Source: RefSeq, a predicted model, not a curated record
CAAAUAGUGCUCAAAUAGUAGUUAAGAGACGGUUUAAGAGACGGUAUAGAGACAGCGUUGUGGAUGGCCUAAUCUUCUCCUUUGAGAAUAAUCAGAUAUGGAAAAAAGGGAAAAUUACAUCAUUAUAGCCUAAAACUGUACGUCAAUCAAUUUCGAAAAAGUACAAAAAAUGAAUCUUUAUUGUAUUUAUUUUACUUUAAAUAUUAAAUGCGAUAAUUUUUGGAAGAAAAGCUCACUGAUGACUGAUAUCAUUGCCCUAAUACCUCCACGCGCUCUGCAGGCUUUUAAGCUUUCAUUUGGACGUUUCAAUAUUUCUAGUAUUUAGUGUUUAACCUAUUAAUAUCGAUCAUACGAUAAUUCCAUUCGCAACCAAUUCAACUACAAAUGCAGUCACUCUCACCACAAUCAUAGUGUGAAUUAAUCAAAGUGGCCAAUUCAACAAGACACAAAUAAAUCAUCUAUAAAUACCAAUGAAACUGAUUAACCUAGAAUCACUAAAAUGGCCGUAACCAAAGCCAAUCAAAAGCCUCAUGUUUUGGCUGUGCCGUUUCCGGCCCAAGGCCACGUGAAGCCGCUCAUGAAAUUGGCUCGCCAAAUCGCCAAACACGGCAUUAAGGUCACGUUCGUUAACAUCGAAUGCGUCCAUCGCAAAAUCCUCUCUUCCUCCCAGGCCGAGGACGAGGACGUGGACAACUUGGUGAUGACGGCCGUGGGCGACGGGCGGGGCCCGGGAGAGGAGGAUGACGUGUUCAAGCUGCUCGACACGCUGAGAAGCUCGAUGCCUCGAUCUCUGACGGAGCUCAUCGAGACGAUCAACGCUUCCACGCCCGAUGAGACGAUCACUUGUGUGAUUGCGGAUAUCACUAUGGCUUAUCUUUCGCAGACCGCGGAGAGUAUGGGUGCGGAGUUCGUCGUUUUCGCGCCGCCCUCGGCCGCAGCUGUUGCCAUACUCAGGCUGAUUCCUAAUCUCCUCGAGGAAGGAACUCUGGACGAAGAUGGAAGUGUGACAAAUGGAGUGAUAACAAGCCUCUCCGAAGAUAUACCCGUGUGGAAAAAAGAUGAAUAUACAUGGAGUUUCGCAAUCGACCUGAAAACUCAGAAGAUCUUCUUCGAAUGUUCUCGAAGGAUCGUCAGAGAAGUAUCCGAGGCCAAGCUGCUGAUAAGCAACACUUGCUACGAGCUCGAGACCGCAGCUUGCGAUCUCACCCCCAACCUCCUUCCGGUCGGGCCGCUGACCUUAGUCUACCCGGACGGCCCGAAUCCCGGCCCGAAAUCAUGCAGCUUCCACCCUCAGGACUUGUCUUGUCUAAGCUGGUUGGAUAGCAAAGCAGAUGGAUCAGUCAUUUAUGUCUCAUUCGGAAGCUUGGCUGUUUUCUCUCAGCAGCAGCUGGACGAGCUGGCGUUCGGGCUCGAGAUGUCGGGCCGGGCUUUUCUGUGGGUCGUGCGGUCGGACCUCGCGAACGGGUCGCGGGCCAUGAUCCCGGAUGGGUUUGCGGGGGAGAAUGGGAAGAUUGUUGAGUGGGCCCCACAGGAGGAGGUUCUGUCUCAUCGCUCGGUCGCGUGCUUUUUGUCGCACUGUGGGUGGAAUUCGACUAUGGAGGGGUUGAGUAGGGGCGUUCCGUUUCUAUGUUGGCCUUAUUUUUCGGACCAGUUUCAUAAUCAGAAAUAUAUAUGUGAAAAAUGGGAGAUUGGAUUGAGGAUUGAUCAUGAUGAGAGUGGGAUUAGGUCUAGGCAUGAAAUUAAGGAGAAAAUUGAUUUGGUUUUUUGCGAUGAUCGUUUUAAGAAAAAUGCAUCGAGGCUUAAGGAAGUGACUAGGGAGAGUGUUGGUGAAGGGGGCUCUUCUUACAAGAAUUUGAAGAAAUUCAUUGAUCAUCUUAGGAAAAUAUGUUGAAGCAGUCUUAUCAAUAAGUGCUUGUGUUUUUUUUUUUUAAUUUGUGUGCUCUGUUUUAUAAUUUUCUUGUAAUGUUCACUUUAAAAAUUUCAUGUAUUGUGAUUCAAAUAUCUAAGUUCAGUGACUGAUCAGAAUUGAAUGAAAA